AUGCCGUACAAAGUGGACGCUGCCCUGAUGCUCUUGGCAGUGGGGGAGUUCUCAGUAGGCGUCUUGGGGAAUACGUUCAUUGGAUUGGUAAAUAUCGUGGGCUGGAUAAAGACCAGGAAGAUGGCCCCCCUCGACUUGAUUCUCACAAGCCUGGCUGUUUCCCGACUCUUCCUCCUGUGUGCCAUCUUGCUUGACUGUUUCCUUCUGACCCUGUGCCCCCACCUCUACGAACAUGGCACAUCCAUCAUGAAGAUAACCGAUUUCCUCUGGACCCUGACCAAUCACUCCAGUGUCUGGCUGGCCGGCUGCCUCAGUGUCUUCUAUUUUGUCAAGAUAGCCAACUUCUCCCACCCUCUGUUUCUCUGGAUGAAGUGGAGGGUGGACCGGGCAGUGCUUGGGGCUCUUCUGGGGUGCUUGCUGCUGUCGGUGUGUGUCAGUCUCCCAGCCACUGAGAACUUGAACAAGGAUUUCAGACAAUGUCUCAAGGCGAGGCGGAACAGAAACUUUACUCUGAAAUGCAGAGCAAAUAAAAUCGGGUAUGCUUCUUUGCACAUCUCUCUCAACGUGGUCAUGCUCUUCCCCUUUGCGGUGUCCCUGGUCGUCUUCUUCCUUCUGAUCCUCUCGCUGUGGAGACACAAGAGAACCAUGCAGCUUCAUGUCUCCCCGCACGGCGACCCCAGGACCCAGGCCCAUGUGGGGGCCAUGAAAGCGAUCAUCUCCUUCCUCCUCCUCUUCCUCGCCUACUGCUUGUCCUUCCUCAUAGCCACAUCUAGCUACUUUAUGCCAGAGACGGAACUGGCUGCGGUUUGUGGUGAGUUAAUAGCUCUAAUCUACCCUUCCAGCCAUUCAUUUAUCUUAAUAUUGGGGAACAAUAAAUUAAGACAAACCUCAAAAAGGGUGCUUUGGAAGCUAAAGUAUUGUCUCAAAGGAAGAACACCUUAA
Messenger RNA from Perognathus longimembris pacificus (Pacific pocket mouse), 942 nucleotides. Its product is annotated as taste receptor type 2 member 7-like. Gene Ontology annotation, biological process: sensory perception of taste; G protein-coupled receptor signaling pathway; detection of chemical stimulus involved in sensory perception of bitter taste. Gene Ontology annotation, cellular component: membrane. The record is from RefSeq and is a predicted model, not a curated record. Gene Ontology annotation, molecular function: G protein-coupled receptor activity; bitter taste receptor activity. The transcript has a single exon. Bases 1 to 942 code for a protein of 313 amino acids. NCBI's taxonomy places the organism in Eukaryota, Metazoa, Chordata, Mammalia, Rodentia, Heteromyidae.